Messenger RNA from Drosophila subobscura, 1424 nucleotides. RefSeq names its product pre-mRNA-splicing factor RBM22. Gene Ontology annotation, cellular component: U2-type catalytic step 2 spliceosome; U2-type catalytic step 1 spliceosome; Prp19 complex. Bases 77 to 1345 code for a protein of 422 amino acids. Gene Ontology annotation, molecular function: U6 snRNA binding; metal ion binding; pre-mRNA binding. The transcript has a single exon. NCBI's taxonomy places the organism in Eukaryota, Metazoa, Arthropoda, Insecta, Diptera, Drosophilidae. The record is from RefSeq and is a predicted model, not a curated record.
GUGGUCAAAUUGGUCACACUGCAUCCUAAAAUUUUAAGAAGUAAAUUAAAAAAAAAAAAAUAAUCGUGGCGUCGUCAUGUCUAUGUCAAAGACCACAAACACCUACAAUCGACAGAACUGGGAAGACGCCGAAUUCCCGAUUCUCUGUCAAACCUGCCUGGGGGACAAUCCGUACGUGCGCAUGAUAAAAGAGCGAUUCGGGAAAGAGUGCAAAAUUUGCACGCGUCCUUUUACCAUAUUCCGCUGGUGUCCAGGAGCGCGUAUGCGCUUCAAGAAAACCGAGAUUUGCCAGACGUGUGCACGACUAAAAAAUGUUUGCCAGACAUGCCUGCUGGACCUGGAGUACGGACUGCCAAUUCAAGUGCGAGACGCUGCCCUCAAGGUGGCGGACACUAUGCCCCAAAGUGAUGUUAACAAGGAGUACUACAUACAGAACAUCGACGCCCAGCUUCAGGAUGGCGAUGGCACUGAGGCAGCCGGAGCCGUGGGCCGCUCUCUGGCUGCCAAUGAGAUGCUGUCUAAAUUGGCACGGACUGCACCCUACUAUAAGCGGAACAGGCCCCACAUCUGCUCGUUCUGGGUGAAGGGUGAGUGCAAGCGUGGUGAGGAGUGUCCGUACCGUCACGACAAGCCAAACGAGCCCGACGACCCACUCUGCGAGCAAAACAUUAAGGAUCGCUACUAUGGACGCAACGAUCCAGUUGCCGAAAAGAUCAUGAAACGAGCGGCUUCACUGCCAACGCUGGAGCCUCCAGAAGACCGCAACAUAACUACCCUGUACGUCGGCAAUCUUCCCGAGGAAAUCACCGAGCCAGAGCUGCGCGACCAGUUUUACCAGUACGGCGAGAUUCGGUCGAUUGCACUUGUGCCGCGACAGCAAUGCGCCUUCGUGCAGUACACGAAACGCGGCGCUGCCGAACUGGCAGCUGAACGCUCCUUCAACAAGCUUGUGAUCCAUGGCCGCAAAGUGAGCAUCAAAUGGGCCCACUCGCAAGCCAAGCAAGGAACUGCGGCCAAGACGGACAGGCGCUUUGAGGUAGCAGGCAUUCCCCCGCCCAGCGCCAAACCGAAUGACUACUUCAAUCUGCGACAGGAGCAGAUAAAUGUCAUGCCAGCUGGCAUGAAGCUCCACCAGUUACCUUCAAACUUGGUACCGGCCUCCGCGUACCAGAUGUACGGACAACCAACCUACGCGGCGCCCUACAGCAACACCAACAGCUCCACAAGCGCAACGGCCACGUCUACCUCUGGGGUGAAUCUCGACUCGAUCUCGAUUCCUCCGCCACCUGGUCAUGUGCCCUAUCCAAGUCAGGAUGCCACCCGCAUGGGUGCUCUGAAAAAAUAAUAUUUUUUAACCACAAUGCAAUUAGCAAUUUUUUACAAAUUCGGAAUUACUUUUGAAAUAAAGUCAAAGGAAACCUCCA